Messenger RNA from Cavia porcellus (domestic guinea pig), 12695 nucleotides. RefSeq names its product constitutive coactivator of PPAR-gamma-like protein 2. Gene Ontology annotation, molecular function: ATP binding; potassium channel inhibitor activity; protein serine/threonine kinase activity. The record is from RefSeq and is a predicted model, not a curated record. The transcript has 37 exons. Gene Ontology annotation, biological process: negative regulation of sodium ion transport; positive regulation of potassium ion import across plasma membrane; monoatomic ion homeostasis. Gene Ontology annotation, cellular component: nucleus; cytoplasm; cytosol. NCBI's taxonomy places the organism in Eukaryota, Metazoa, Chordata, Mammalia, Rodentia, Caviidae. Bases 769 to 8211 code for a protein of 2480 amino acids.
UUUUUUGAGGGAGAGGGCAAAGAGGCCUUGAAAAGAACGAGAGAUUCGGAGUACACGGGGCAUGUCACGCUUAGCUCCUGACUGAAACUUUCCUUUAGGAGAGGAGAAGCCUUUCUCUUCGACGCGCAUCCUUCUCUUCUGCUGCCUUUAGGAAGGCGGAGGAGGCGUGCCCAAGCUAGUUGGCUAACUACUCAGCACGUCGUUGCGAUAGGAGCUGCUCAGAGUUAAGAGCUGCUCCGUUGGCGUUCCCUGCCCCUCCCCCUCUUCUUUUCUCUCCUCCCGUCCCCGCCCCCCUCCACUCCUCUCUUCUACCAGUGAAUUCCCUGGCUGGAGUACGCGUGCGCUUUGUCAGCUCCUUUAGAGCGCGAGCUUGGGCACCUACCCCGCUCCUCCAACCCCGCCCGCUCUUUACCUUACCGGCCUUAGCUGGCCCGGUGGGCUCGCGGGUACACGCUCGCGCGCGCGCGCGCGUACACACACACGCAUGCGACACGCAGCUGAACCGAGACGUCGAGGAGGGGAGUAAGAAGCAUCGCAAGAGGCGAUAGAGGAGAUAGGGUCUCACCGUGUACCCCAGGCUGGCCUCAAACUCAUGGCAAUCUUCCUGCCUUAACCUCGUUGAGUGCUGGGAUGACAUGUAUGGAGGAAUUGUUGCUAUGGGAAUAUAUGACCACAUAAACAGAAGUCUGUUCUGAUAAUUCUGAUACCUGAGAUGUAAUUGGACUGAGGAGUGGAACAGGAAAAAUUUUAGUGCCAACCUUAAUAACAAUGGCCACCGAUUCAGGGGAGCCAGCUAGCACUGAAGAUUCUGAGAAACCUGAUGGAGUUUCAUUUGAAAAUAGAGUUCCCCAGAUUGCUUCUACUUUGACAAUAGACACUAGAUUAAAGGGAAAAAGUGGCACCUUCACUGCUUCUGGGGAAGCAAUAGAAAGGAAGAGAUUUUUCCGAAAGAGUAUUGAGAUGACAGAAGAUGACAAAGUUGCCGAGUCUUCUUCCAAGGAUGAGAGAGUGAAGCCUGCAGCAAAUAUUCCAAGAGUAGAUAAACUUUCUACAAAUGUGUUGAGAGGUGGACAAGAAGGUAAAUAUGAGCAGUGUUCAAAGGCAACUUUGGAAACCUCAAAAGAUUGCUUCAAGGAAAAAAAUGAAAAGGAAAUAGAAGAAGAAGCAGAAAUGAAAGCAGUAGCAACUUCUCCUAGUGGCAGGUUCCUGAAAUUUGACAUAGAACUGGGAAGAGGAGCAUUUAAAACAGUAUAUAAAGGACUGGACACUGAAACAUGGGUUGAGGUUGCUUGGUGUGAACUGCAGGACCGGAAGUUAACCAAAGCUGAGCAGCAAAGGUUCAAGGAAGAAGCAGAAAUGUUGAAAGGUCUCCAGCAUCCUAAUAUAGUUCGAUUUUAUGAUUCUUGGGAGUCUGUCUUAAAAGGAAAAAAAUGUAUUGUGUUAGUGACUGAACUAAUGACAUCAGGAACCUUAAAGACGUACUUAAAACGAUUUAAAGUCAUGAAACCAAAGGUCUUAAGGAGCUGGUGCAGGCAAAUUUUAAAGGGACUGCAGUUCCUGCACACUAGGACUCCUCCUAUUAUCCACCGGGAUUUGAAGUGUGACAAUAUAUUCAUCACAGGACCUACUGGAUCUGUGAAGAUUGGUGAUCUAGGACUCGCUACCUUAAUGCGCACAUCAUUUGCUAAGAGUGUCAUUGGAACUCCUGAGUUUAUGGCUCCAGAGAUGUAUGAAGAGCACUACGAUGAAUCUGUUGAUGUUUAUGCUUUUGGAAUGUGUAUGCUAGAAAUGGCUACUUCAGAGUACCCUUAUUCUGAGUGUCAGAAUGCAGCUCAGAUAUACCGUAAAGUAACCAGUGGCAUAAAACCAGCCAGCUUCAACAAAGUCACUGAUCCUGAAGUGAAAGAAAUCAUUGAAGGAUGUAUUCGUCAAAAUAAAUCUGAAAGGUUGUCUAUCAGGGACCUACUAAACCACGCAUUUUUUGCUGAGGAUACAGGACUGAGGGUGGAGUUAGCAGAGGAAGAUGAUUUCUCAAAUUCAUCCCUGGCUUUGAGACUCUGGGUUGAAGAUCCUAAAAAGUUGAAAGGCAAGCACAAAGACAAUGAAGCUAUUGAGUUCAGCUUCAAUUUAGAAACAGAUACACCUGCGGAAGUAGCAUAUGCAAUGGUCAAAUCUGGAUUCUUCCAUGAAAGUGAUUCUAAAGCUGUUGCUAAAUCCAUUAGAGACCGGGUGACCCUGAUAAAAAAGUCCAGAGAGAAGAAGCCUGCUGGUUGUUUGGAAGAACAUAGAGAUUCACAAUUCAAGUCUAUGGGAGCUGUAUUCACUCAGAACCAAACUAUAACUUUGCCCACUGCUCCCACUCAGUACACCAGGACUGAAUGUGAAGAAACUGAAGUUGAUCAACAUGUUAAACAACAGCUUCUACAAAGAAAACCACAGCAGGAUUAUUUCUCUGUUAGAGGUGAUAAUUUAUAUGAAGCAGAAGCUGGAUCAGUGAUACAUUCAGAUACUUCAAGCCAGCCCAGUUUACCCUAUUUCUCAAACCAGAUGAUAAGCUCUCAAAUGACUUCUAAUGUCCUGCAAGUUGACAUAAAUGUUCCAGGGCAAAUUUAUCCAUCCCAGCAACUAGAAGGACAUUGCCAACAAAUUUCAGAGGCUGUAUCCCAAUUGGCUGGAGUUGAACAACAAGCAGCUCUUCAAAAACCAGAUUUAGUUCGAAGCUUGAAUCAAGAUAUGACAGCUAUGAAAGAAAACAUCUAUAACCUUGAUAAUCCAAGUGGAAAUGGCAAACAGGAUCGGAUCAAACAAAGAAGAGCUUCCUGUCCCCGACCAGAGAAAGGGACUAAAUUUCAGCUUACUGUUCUUCAGGUUUCAACUUCUGGAGACAAUAUGGUAGAGUGUCAGCUGGAGACUCAUAACAACAAGAUGGUUACCUUCAAGUUUGAUGUUGAUGGUGAUGCACCAGAGGAUAUUGCAGACUAUAUGGUUGAAGAUAACUUUGUACUGGAAAAUGAGAAGGAAAAAUUUGUGGAAGAAUUGAGGGCUAUUGUAGGUCAAGCCCAGGAGAUUCUUCAUGUCCAUUCUGCUGCAGAAAAAUCCAUGGGAGUUGACUUUGUUACCUUGGAAUUCAACAGUAACCAAACAGGAUCAUCUGAACAAGUACAGAUAAAUUCUGCAUCCACUCAAACCAGCAAUGAAUCUGCUCCUCAGUCAUCCCCAGUUGGUCGAUGGCGAUUUUGUAUCAAUCAAACAAUUAGAAAUCGUGAAGCUCAGUCUCCUCUUCAGCCUUCAGUGGCUACAGUUCCUGAGCUACAUCCAUUUUCUUGCUCAAGAAACACAAAUAAUAAAGAAAUAUCACAGGACACACUACUCACUAUAGAAAAUAAUUCAUGCCAGCGUGCACUUUUCACCUCCAAAUCAGAACAGAAGAAUUUAGUGGAUGGUAAGAUUUCUGAAUGUGCUAGUGUAGAAACUGAGCAGCCAGCUAUACUUUAUCCAACGGAAGAUGACAGGCAGAUAAUGGCACCAAGUACUAGUAGUUCCGCUUAUUCUGCUACUUCAGUUUGUACAGCUGCAGUCAAACGUGAUGGGCUCACCAGCCAAACAGGUAUGUUCAUACCUGUAUAUCCAUGUCAUCAAGCUUUCAGUCAAGCUAAUGUGCUCAUGGCCCAUUCUGGUGAAUCAGCUCAGAUUACCGAUAACAUUGUUACAACUUCAGCAUUUUUGUGUGAUCAAAAACCUCAGUCCUUAUCAGUACAACAGCCAGCUAUUGAUGCAGAAUUUAUUUCCCAAGAGAAAGAAACAACAGUGAAUACUGAAGCAAGUUCUCCUAAGGCAGUCAUUCCCACUCAGACCCCUAGCCUUGAAGCAACUACCCUUGUACCCAUUACUCUUUUGGAAUCAGAUGGGGAAAGACCUCCAAAAAUGGAGUUUGCAGACAACCGAAUUAAAACUCUGGAUGAAAAAUUAAGAAACUUGCUCUAUCAGGAGCACAACACCUCUAGCAUCUAUUCUGAGAGUCAGAAGGAUACCCAAAGCAUAGACUCUCCAUUUUCUUCUUCUGCUGAAGACACACUUUCCUGUACAAUGCCAGAAGUCAUAGCCAUCAGUCACUGUGGAAUCCAAGAUAGCCCUGCACCAUCUCCUAAUUUCCAACAGGCAGCCUCUAAAAUUCUGUGCAGUGUGGCUGCGAGUCAGCCUGCUAGCAUAUCGGUAUUCGAAAGGGACUUGAAUGUGAUAACUUCUGUACCCAGCGAAUUAUGUUUACAUGAGAUGUCUCCAGAUGCUUCACUUCCAGGGGAUCUAGAGGCCUAUCCUGCUGCUGUGUCAAGUGGUGGAACCAUUCAUCUGCAGACAGGAGGUGGAUAUUUUGGCCUAAGCUUUACUUGUCCUAGUCUCAAAAAUCCUAUUAGCAAGAAAUCCUGGACUCGCAAAUUAAAAAGCUGGGCAUACAGGCUACGGCAGUCAACCAGCUUUUUCAAGAGAUCAAAAGUCCAUCAAGUGGAAACAGAAGAUAUAACAUCAGCAAUUGCUCCUGAUCCUAUUCCUCUGACACGGGAGUCCACAACCGAUACUAGGGCUUUGAGUAGAUGUAAAGCGAUGAGUGGAUCAUUUCAGCGGGGUCGGUUCCAGGUAAUCACAGUUCCUCAACAACAGUCAGUGAAAGCAACAUCUUUUGGAAUAGAAUACAGACCAGCAGUAUUCAAGGACAAGCAGUCUAGUGAAGAAGCACUCGUCUUUUCUGCAGCUGCAAAGUCUCAGUUGGUAGAAGUGGAAACUACCACACAAAAUCUUCAGACUUCCAUUUCUUCUCAGAAGUUACAAACUCUUCACAAAACCUUUAAAGAAAAUAAAGGAAUUCCCAAACAAAUUGACAGCUUCUUACCUUUAAGCACAGCUUGUGAGACUGAUGUAUCUUCAGUGAGCCCAGAAAAAGAAUUAGAAGAAAUUUCAGCCACGAGAAAUAGCAUAGAAAGAGAGAUACUAACUGGUGGGAAACAGCUUAGUUCUAAUAGUGAAUUUUUAGCCAACCUGGCUGGUAAUGAAAAUGUUGUGGAAAAAACUGGUCCAGAGAGUAACCAAUGCUUACCACUCCAUGAACAAGCAUAUGCUGAAACACAUAGUUCACUCUUCUAUUCUCCAUCUUCACCAAUGAGCAGUGAUGAUGAGUCAGAAAUAGAAGAUGAAGACUUGAAAGUGGAGCUUCAAAGAUUAAGAGAAAAGCACAUUCAGGAGGUGGUAAAUCUUCAGACGCAGCAGAAUAAAGAACUGCAGGAGCUCUAUGAACGCCUUCGGUCAAUUAAAGAUACCAAGGCUGAAUCUUCAGAGAUUCCUUUGCUACCGACAUCACCACGUCGACCAAGAUCAUUCAAAAGUAAACUUCGUAGCCGUGCCCAGUCCUUGACACAGGCAGACAAUGGCAUAAUUGCAACAGAUCCACUGUGUGUGGAAAGUAAUAGAACAUCACGCCAGCAAUCUCCAGCCAGUAAAAAAGGGAUGUUCACUGAUGAUUUACACAAGCUGGUGGAUGACUGGACAAAAGAAACAGUAGGGAAUUCUCUUGUUAAACCAAGUUUAAACCAACUUAAACAAAGUCAACAAAAAUUAGAGACCGAAAACUGGAACAAGAUAUAUGAAGUCUUCCAGAGCCUUGAAGAUCACCAUUUGGAAGUGGUGGCUUUUUUCAGGGAAAAUGGCUUCCAUGGCCUUCUUGCCCAUGACUCAGAGUAUGCUCUCUACAAUAUUCCCUCUUACUAUAGUUCCCAUGCUCUAAAGUUAAGCUGGAAUGGGAAGAACCUCACAACUAACCAAUUCCUGAUGCAGGAGGUGGCCAAACAACUGGGCCUGAAGCGCAUGAAUUUUCCCAUAUUUGCUGCACUGUUAGGUAACCACAUUCUUCCAGAUGAGGAUCUGGCUGCUUUUCACUGGAGCCUUUUAGGACCAGAACAUCCUCUUGCAUCACUUAAGGUGCGAGCACAUCAGCUUGUUCUUCCACCUUGUGAUGUGGUGAUCAAGGCUGUUUCUGAAUAUGUUAGUUCCAUCAAAGACACUUCAAACCUCGAUGUUGUUGGGAAGGAUGUUUUCAAACAGUCACAGUCUAGGACAGAAGAUAAAAUAGAACGAUUCAAGAAAGCAGUUGAGUACUAUUCAGUCACAACCAAGCUCUCUUCAUUGCCAGUGGGUUCCUCCUUUCUAGGCUUUCGAAAUAAUCAUCUUGGAAAUCCUUCCCUUCCACGAAAUCAAAUCUCUGCUGGAAAGCCAAUGUUUCCUCACCAUGCGCCCCAGAAAAUGAAGUACUCACCACCAUUCUCAGUGGGACCUAACUCAUCUCUUCUCUUCACCUCCCAUGCUCUGGGGGAAUCCAAUGCCUUUUCUGAGGAUCCCAUGAUACAGGAUAGUCCCUUUACCAGUUGGGCUGUGUCUUAUGACACUUCUGCACCCCAGUUUCCUAAUUACCUUACUUCCAAAACUUCACUUCCUUUACAACCAGACUCUUCACAUUCUUCUUCCUCUAAUGGUGAUGAGCCAAAUGGAGCCAGCUCUGAUCACAUCACAGAAACACUUCAGCAGCAGCCUGGAUGGGAAGAUUCUAAUGGUGACAGAGGGUCUUGGGCACAGCCUGUUGAUGGCGGAGUUUCAGAAGCCAACCUAGGUGAUGGCGAGCCUCACAUCCCAUCUCUACUCUCAAUGUCUACAAGGAACCACAUGGAUAUCACCAUUCCCCCUUUACCUCCGGUAGCUCCAGAAGUCUUACGGGUUGCUGAAUAUAGACACAGGAGGGGCCUUAUGUAUCCAUAUAUCUACCAUGUCCUCACUAAGGGUGAGAUUAAGAUCCCUGUAUGUAUUGAGGAUGAGUGUAACAUGGAGCUGCCUCCAGCUGCCCUUCUUUUCCGAUCAGCUCGUCAGUAUGUAUAUGGAGUCCUUUUUAGUUUGGCAGAGACACAGCGGAAAAUGGAACGUCUGGCCAUUCGGCGGCGGCUACCUGUAGAAGUUCCUUCAGUGAUUCUUAAAGAAUGGUCUGCCUAUAAAGGGAAGUCACCUCAAACUCCUGAGCUGGUGUCUGCACUGACAUUUCGGGAAUGGACCUGCCCAAACCUCAAGAAGCUCUGGCUGGGCAAAGCAGUUGAGGACAAGAACCGAAGGAUGCGGGCUUUCCUGGCAUGUAUGAAGUCAGACACACCCAGUAUGCUCAAUCCAGCUAAUGUCCCUACCCAUCUGCUACUUAUGUGCUGUGUUCUCCGGUACAUGGUCCAGUGGCCUGGUGGCCGAAUCCUGCAUCGCCAUGAACUAGACACCUUUCUUGCACAGGCAGUAUCUACCCAGCUUUAUGAACCAGAUCAACUCCAAGAACUCAAGAUCGAGAAACUGGAUGCCCGAGGAAUCCAGCUUGCUGCCCUCUUUAUGAGUGGAGUUGACACAGCUCUGUUUGCUAAUGAUGCCUGUGGCCAGCCGGUCCCUUGGGAACACUGCUGCCCCUGGAUUUACUUCGAUGGAAAGUUGUUCCAGAGCAAGCUUAUUAAAGCAGGCCGAGAGCGAGUAUCCCUGGUUGAGCUCUGUGAUGGCCAGGCUGACCUGGCAACCAAAGUGGAAAAGAUGAGGCAGAGUAUCCUUGAAGGAGUCAACAUGAAUCAUCCACCACCUUCAGCUCUACUUCCAUCACCUACUUUUGUGCCUCCCAUGGUUCCCUCUCUCUACCCUGUUUCACUUUAUUCCCGAGCUAUGGGCUCAGUGCCACCUCACCCUCAAGGAAGGAGCCGAGGAUUUGCAGGUUUCCAUCCAAUCCCAUCCCAAGGAGGAAAACUGGAAAUUGCUGGGAUGGUGGUGGGCCAGUGGGCUGGCAGUGGAUCCUCCAGAGGCCAAGGAUCCUUUGGCAUGCAAGUGGUUUCUGUCGGUGGGCCAGGAAAGGGGCAUGAAAAAGAACAGACUGGUAGAGGACCUAGAGGACACAAAAAAGGGAAUAAACAAGGCUCUUCAGAUGGAAUUUCUAAAUCCCUGGAGCAUCAUCAAGGGCACUCUGGCUCCCAAGUGAAUGGAAACAACAGCACAUUGACCAAAGAAGAGGAGAGUGGUCAUCUUCCAGCUGCAUCACAAUGUGCCUUAUCCAGAGUCAGCAACAUGUGUAAUGAUGGUAAUCUUUGCCUCCCUGUGAAGAAUGAGAACAGCUCACAAGAACAAAAGUUAGAAACUGUGGCACAACAAAAAGAGGAAUGACAACACUGAAGAUGGCUUCACCAGUCAGGAAGAAGGAAAAACUGUACUUUUCUGAUAGUAGGCCCAAGUUAGAGUAGGAUGUAAGUGCUCAUCUAAAUUUAUCUUUAAUUUUGAUGGGAUGUCUUACUGUUCCAUCUUUCCCCUUCUUUAUCUUUUUUGGGGCUCCAGAGUUAAGAUCUGUGGAAUUUCUGGUUAAAGAUGAAAAAUGUGAAGACUAGUUGCAGUUCUCAAAUUCAACAUAUAGUACCUAUAUUCUAUUUCCUCUAGAAAUCUAGUAAGGCAGUAACUGUCCAAAAAUGGAUGUUAUCCUAUAAGUCCUAUAAAAAUUUCUAGGUUUAGUAUUUUGAGUAUCAUGAUACUUAUUUGAAGACUUAUCUGGUACAUCUUUGGGGUUUAGGGGACAGAUUUCUGUGUCUUCUUUGUUUUUUUCCUCUGUGAAUUGAUAUGGUUUUGAUGUAUAAUUAGUAUCCAUCUCCUCUUUACUCUUACUGCCAAUUCAGCUACCCCAGGAUUUUGUACACCAUCUCUAACUCUGGCCUGACAAUCAGAUAAGUAGAUGUUUUUUUGGGAACUGGAUAAUAGUGGUUAUUUUAUUUUUUAUUUUAUACACAUACACACACACACACACACACACACACACACACACACUACCAGUGGCCUUGGUACUGGGAGAUUCAAGUGAUUUGGGAAAGUACUAGGCAGAUUUUUCCUGCCUCUCAACUAGCCCAUUGUUUGUAAAAUAGAUGUGGUGCAGUUCACCUACUCUCUACUGCACAUAUCCUGAAAUGGGUGGGAAUCGAUGUAAUGAAACUCAGUAUGAAAGAGACUCAAAACACUCUGCAUGUGAGUGUGAGUGUGUGUGGUUGUAUAUAUGAAUGUGUGUAUCUAUAUGCAUACACAUACCCUUUAUAUAAAGAGACAGAUCUAUUUAUCUAUACAUAUUUUAUACAUGUGUGUGUAUGUAUGUAUAUACAUAUACAUACAUACAUGGUGAUGUCCCAGAGGAUUUACUGAACUUACCAGAAACACUUCCACUGCUAUGGAGUGGUGAGUUUCAAAAGAUCAUGCUUUAAGUCUAAAAUCUUUACUAAGUCACAGCCCAUCAUAAUUAUGAGAAGAUGGACUACUCUAAAUCAACACAAAGUACUUUCCAGAGAUUGCCUGUUCAGAACAACAAACAUUUGGGUUGUAACAAGCUUAAUCUUGAACAGAGCCCUCAUGUCUCAUAUGGUAUAAACAAGAGGUUGGAAUGGGAUUGGGAAGAAUUGAGUAUUUCUUUAUAAAGGUUUGAAGAGAAAGAGGGGGUGGGGUGAUUUGAAAUUCUGCCCAUUUGGAGAAAAUCUGUCUUGGAACUCCAGGGUCAAAUUGGCUUCAGGUAAGAUCUGUUUGACAAGAAUCCCUGAAUGAAGGACAGUUUGCAUUGGAAAGAUGGUGUAAGGAAAUUUGAGGAAAUUUCACAAUUUGAUUUUACAUGCCUAGACUGUUUAAUUUGUUCAUUGACAUUUUGACUACCAGAUCUUUUCAUUUGCUUUGCAAGGAGGACUUCAAAGGACUUUGGCCUGGGCCUUGAAAAAUAUUCUAUAAAAGAUUCUCAGUCCCCUUUGUGGCCAGGAUCUUCUCAGGAUAAAAAUGCUGUCCCUCCUUGCUGGAGAUAAUCUUGAGACAACCUUGCAUUUCCAGUUUCUCUCCUUGGGCAGCCAACUACAGGGAUGGAAACAUGGCUUACAACAAAUUAGCACUGUACCUUUAUUCAGAAACUGAGGCUUUAAGCCUCAUAUAUUUCUUGGGGCUUCCAGCCUCCUGUGUCUUUAUCUGGGCUUUAUUAUAUCUUGCCCAAGAAGUACCAUUUCUACUGGAAUAUAACUGACUAGACAUUUAGCAGGUUUCUCUCUUUUUUGGAAAAACUCCAUGCACAUUGACCCACAGCAGGUUCUUGGUGAUUUCUUGUUUGUUUGGUUUUUUUCCCAGACAACCAGAAGGCUGUUUGCUAACUGACCACUUACAAUGACCAUAUCAUGAGCAACUGAAAACAGUCUCAGACUAGUCAUAGUCUGCCCAAUUUAAGAGAACCCACAGUUUUCAGGAGGAGAGAGCCCCAGAACACUUUGCCCCUCACAUAUUUCUUACACAAAGAAGGAUAAGAAGAGUGUACCCCCUAGAAAGAUGAAAGCAGGAACAAAUCAUAUGAAAACUUUGUAUUCAAGUCAGCUUCCCUGAUAUGGUCCCUCUUCUUCUCUUGGACUUGCAUAAUCGUAAAGGUUAGAACUUCUAUAUCUAUCAGUGGUAGAAAUGUAGAUGGCCCAGAAUUCUCUUUCUGUGCCCCAGAGCUCUAAAAGUAACCAGAGUCACUGAGCUGUGAGUGAAUGAAAAUAUAUAUAUUUGGAGUUAAAUGGUAAGGUAUCUCUUCAGUUGCUGUUUUUGUGCAUCUUGAAUCUAUCUGACACAAUCAGAUGACAGUAUUGUUAACUCACAGCAUUAAGAUUUCUUAUUUUGUAGGUAUUCACUGUGAGGGGUAAAAUUGCUGCUUUGGCAGGGAUGAUUCCAGUUGCCACAAGAUUUGCAUUUCUCCCUUCCACGUAUCUCUGUUUUCCCCUAUCCUGGCCCAGGGUGAAACAAGUGGCUGACCUCCAACCUUGAUUUUUAUUUGGAUUCAGCAUUUUAGGUUUGGAAGUUUAAAAGCAAGAACCAUAAAAGGCCAUAUUCCUAGAUUUAGUCUAGCUGCCAAAAUACACAACUUAAAAGCCAAACAAAUUGAGGUUCAUUACUGGGAGUUAAACUUUUUCUGAUUGCAGAGUAAAAAGGGGAAAAGUAGAAUGUGAUCUUUGCUGUACUGCUUGGAAAGGCUGUUGAUCUUCACUUGAGGUUCAGUUUCUGUUUGUAAUAUGCAACAAAGUAACACUGGAUUCCCCAGAAAUGACUCCUUUAACUUGUAGGGCCAUAAGCGAGAACACUCUGGUUGUGUAUAGCCACUGAUCCCCAAGGAUUUGCAGUUCUUGACUUCUGCUACUGUGUCUUGGGGUCAUCCUCUAAUUCCUGCUCUUUUCUAAGCAGCCAAUCUGGUCUGGACUAGGUCAGAAAGACUUCUGAUCACUUGCAUCAUUUUCAUUCUGAGCCAAUAGGUCUUUGGGUAGACUGAAGCCCAAGAAUUGGUACUUGUUUUGGCUAGGAACAUUUGAGUUUUGUCUGCAUCUUGAUUUUCUGACAUUGUUGGCCAAGUCACAUGAACAUUUUUUGAUCACUGAAAAAAACAGCCAGACAAGGCAUUAGGGAGAGUGGUUAAAGUAGGGGGUGGGAGGGCAGGAAUGCUUAUGUAGGAUAGAAAGAAUAUGGGAGUAACUGUUUGAUUAUGGUGAUUCAGUGCUUUGGAACCUUAGAAGGCUCCUGUGGGCAUGUCAUUGCCACUGUGUCAGCCUCUAAGACCCUCUCCCUUUUGAAAUGAGAAUACAAGUAGAUCACAGUUUAAAGUAGUUUAGUGUAAUACUACUAAAAUUUGAUCAUUAUACUUGUUUACUUCUUGGUGCAUAUUUCCUAAAUAUGCUUGGGGUUUGGGGUGGGGGUUAAGUUUUCACUGUUCCAUUGUGUCUUACCCAAUAUUUUUCUCCCUCCCAUGGCUUUGGCAUCUCUUCUGACUCUUUUUUCAUCUCCUUUGGCUUAUUGUGGUAGUCUGCUGGUGCAGGUACAUAGCUCAGUGCACCCCUCCAUCAGUUUCUGUUAAUUAUCUCCAAUAUUGUCCAAGUUAUUUUGAUGUUCUAAGAAAAUGUCAUUUAUUUAAUAAAAUCUUUUCCAAGUUAAAAGCAAAAGAAAAUAUACCCUGUGCUAGGAUACCCAUUCCAGCUUUCAACAUUGCCCUUAUAUUUUAUAGAUGCUCUUUUUGUCUGUGUUGGUAGUAAUUAAUGACUAGUGAAUUUUCAUGUAAAUGAAACAAAUAUUUCAGAUUUUAUUAAUCUCUCAUAACCCUGCCAAAUCUGAUGACUUCAUCCUGAAUACUUCCUAGAAGGCACUUCCCCUCCUACCUUUUAUUUCAUUCUAUCCUAUUCUAUUCUUAGACUAACACAUUAGGUAAAGAAACUUUAACUGCAAAGUCAGUGGUUUUUCAGUGCUCCCACAUAAAUGAUGUUAUUGACAAAAGUAAGAAAUUAUUUCAUUGUUUUUUUUCUGUGUUACUAUCUCUUCUCUUGUGUUCUUGACAGUGUGUUUAGUGGAUGGAUAAUACGUAUUUCUCUUUCCCACACCCAGAUUUCAAAUUUCCUGCCUUUUUGGCCCACCUCACAACAAAAGCUCCAUAGUUUAUUAACGUAAGUUUCAAUGGGUGCUUCUUUGUGGAAACUGCAAGACUUAAUGGAAAUGUUUCAGAAAGGAAUGAGAAUGUCUCAGGAGUUGUUCUGUGAUGGAAUUUGGUCUGUUGUUCUGUUAAUGCUGAUGGAAAGAAACUUACAGCGCUUAAUAAAAGUUUAUUCUUUUAGUAAAAAAAAAUUGUGCAAUAA